AUGUGGACCUUGGAAUGUGAUAGCAAGAUUCUAGACAACAAAAGGAUAUGGCUACGCCCGGGGAAGAAAUAUUUGUUCGGGAGAACGCUGGACCUGUCUAGGGGAAGGAACAAAAGCUUCCAGCUUAAGGAUGAAAAGUCCGUCUCUCGGCAGCACCUUACCUUGACUGUAUCCGCCGUCAAGCCAGGCGAUGGAUCGCUUGUACAUACUCGAUCAGAGAUCGCACUUAAAGAUGAGGCCACGAAGUUUGGUACAGAGGUUGAUGGCGUCCGCAUCAAGGAAAACGAGCGAGUGUUAAAGGACAGUGAACACACGUUUCGAUUGGGGAAGUCUAACCAUGUUUUUCGUAUCAAAUGGCAACCAGUUGUUUUCACUUUCUCACUGAGCUCAAAAGAGAUGAAGACCGGCAAGGAUCCAUUAGUUAAUUACCGAAACAGACUUGAGGACCUCGAUAUUAAAGUCGUCAUACCCUACAUCGUCGGCGUGACCACACAUGUUGUCAGUACCAAACGAAAUACUGCCAAAGGCCUCCAGGCUCUCAUCAAUGGCAAAUACAUUGUGACGGAAACCUACAUUGAUGCUCUGGUCUACGCAACAACCCCAGAGAACCUCGAUGAGCUGGAGAGUCUUUCCCCGCUCGAGGAGGACUUCGACGCCCAUUGGCCAAAUGCUUCAGAGCAUCUGCCGGCGAAAAGCAAAGAACCCAGCGAAAGACCAUCCGAAGACUUUGUACCAAAUUCGCAUCGUGACAAUGUUUUCGAAGGCUAUACCUUUGUGUUCUUGGACGCAACUCAGUUCGAGACACUACAAGCCCCGAUUACGAACGGUGGCGGGAAAGCUCUGUCGUUCAUCCCCAAUCCCGGAAAGACUACGGCUGAGGAAAUUGUGCGCUAUGUAAAGGGUGUGGCUGGAGAAAAGGGUCUGGGAGAAUUCGAAGAUGGAAGCGAGGGUAAGGGUGUAGUGGUCAUCAGGUUCAGGUUGAAGGAGAAGUUCGCAGAUUGGGCAGCCCAGAUGGAUACUACAAUAUCUCUAGCUCUCGGCCAACGGCUGAUCGAACAAAGCGAGUUCAUCGAGGCCAUAUUGCUGAAUGAUGCCAGCAUCCUGAGAAGGCCAUUGGAGGUGGACUAUGAGGAGUCGGCGCCGAGGACCAACGGAAUGAUUGCACCAGCAGCAUUAGCAGAAGAUGUCAUGCAAGUGGAAACACUUGCUCAGCCAGAGGUCUCCAAGCCCGCACCAAGGCGAGCUCGUGUUCGAGGAAAUGUUGUGAGCCGCUUCAAAGGAUUUGGCGCUGACGAUGACGACGAGUCUUCAAUGCCAACAUCUUCUCGACCUGCUCCUGUUGACUCACAGAUGGAGUAUGCACCGCUGAGUGGAAGGUCACAACGUUAUUCCAAUGGUGCGUCUUUGGCGGAUUCUCCCAUGGAGAUUGACUCUCAAAACCAAGAGAAUGGCGAGGAUGAGGCCACAAAAUCCCGAAAACGACCAGCGUCAACUCUAGAAGAAGUUGACGAAGAUGAGAUGAUGGACAGUCUUUUGCCAGCUGCUACGGCCAUGAAAAAACGAAGGAUUGAAGAGGCUGAAUCUUUUCAGCGCGACGGAGUUCCAAGAGAGCAAUCGUUCGAGACAUCCCAGAAGAAGGCUAAAAAGGAGAACACGCGGCAACCGCCUAAAGAGGUCAACAUCAAAGAGGCACUGCGUGAGCGACGAGAAAGAGAAGAAAAAGAAGAGGCAGCCAGACGCGAUGAAGAGAAUCCUCGAGAAACCAUAGAUGGUAUGAGCAUUGACGAGAUGAAGAAACUUGCAAUUGUCGAGCCUAUGGACGUCCUUGAUCGCUCAAAACGAACACAGCGAAGAGAACAUGAUAAUCCCGCAGACAGCCGGUGGGAUGAGCGUUGGAAUGGCAGAAAGAACUUCAAGAAAUUCCGGCGGCGAGGGGAAGGUACUCAAGCGAGGCGUGGCCAGAGUGUCAUUGUGCCCUUGGAAGAAGUCAAGAGGAAGGACUUUGGGAUUGGACAAGGGUACUGGGUGGAGAGCGAGAAGACAAAGAAGAGGCGCAAGGAGAAUGAGCGCACGACGCAAUCGCAGUCACAGAGCCAACCAUUUGCUACAGCGAAGAGCGAGGCCGUCGAAGGACCCUCCGAGCUUGUUGUUGAUGGAGAUAUACCUGUGUCCAGUGACGAGGAUGCUCCGAGGAUCACAUUGCGCCAGGAAAAAACUCAACAAACGGAUGAAAGCAGCAACAGAUCUCAAGUUGUGAAUGGGAAGCGACCGGCUGCUAGCCAGGCCAACGGCGUUCCAGCCAAGAAGCAAAAGACGUUUGCCGUGCAGGACUCGGACAGUGACAGCGAAGACGAGCUGAAGUUCAGGUUCAAGAAGAAGGGGAGAUAG
Molecule: messenger RNA, 2388 nt
Organism: Letharia columbiana
Lineage: Eukaryota; Fungi; Ascomycota; Lecanoromycetes; Lecanorales; Parmeliaceae
Exons: 5
Coding region: 1-2388 (795 amino acids)
Biological process (GO): double-strand break repair via homologous recombination; mitotic G2 DNA damage checkpoint signaling
Cellular component (GO): Mre11 complex
Molecular function (GO): damaged DNA binding; protein binding
Source: RefSeq, a predicted model, not a curated record